CAAAUAAUGCCAUUGCCGGUCUUUCUUUAUAUUAACAUGCUUCACAGUUACGGUCUUCAGUAACUAGCAGUUAGCCGUAGGUGAAAGAACUUAACGUAUCCGAAAAUAUUCGGGAGUUUAUUUUUUUGUGAAAUUGAUCCUGACAUUAAUAAAUUCUUUAUAAACGCUUUGUAGUAUAAAUCGCUGUGUUAUAAUUUUUUUUUAUCAAUACGUUGUGUGCUAUUACUAGUAUUGCCAAGUUUUGCUGGUCGAUAAAAUGCAGAGAAGAGCAACAGCAUCGGGAAAUAAUGCAGCAGCAUCUGAUAUUGAUGAUAGUCAACUGUACAAAGAACAUUGGCCCGAUUUGGGGGGGUCAAUAAAGGAUAGCCUUCAUAAUGGCUGUCGACUUACAACAAUAACAAAAAAAUUUCCCAUUAUCACAUGGCUACCGAAAUAUGAGACCUCAUAUCUUUUGCAAGAUUUUAUAGCCGGAUUUACAGUGGGCCUUACCACCAUACCUCAAGCAAUUGCCUAUGGUGUGGUUGCUGGUCUGGAGCCACAAUAUGGUCUUUACUCAGCAUUUAUGGGAUGUUUUACCUACAUUAUAUUUGGUUCGUGCAAAGAUGUUACCAUAGCCACAACAGCCAUUAUGGCUCUUAUGGUCCAUCCAUAUGCUAUUCAAAGUCCGGACUAUGCUGCUCUUAUUUGUUUCCUGGCUGGCUGCUUGAUUCUCCUAAUGGGUCUUUUAAAUCUUGGAGUUCUUGUGCGUUUCAUAUCGAUACCAGUUAUAACAGGUUUUACAAUUGCUGCCGCUACAACUAUUGGUAGUGCCCAGAUUAAUAAUCUUUUUGGAAUGGCUACACCCUCUAAUGACUUGGUGCCUGCGUGGAAACACUUCUUUACACAUUUGAAUGCUAUAGGAUGGUACGAUGCAGCAUUGGGAGUAUCUUCCUUAAUAUUUUUAUUCCUUAUGAAGAAAACCAAAGAUAUACCUUUUGGAAACCGCAUAAUGUGGAAAUAUGUAUCACUCUCUCGGAAUGCCUUAACUGUGAUAAUUGGAACGUCCUUAGCAUUUGGUCUAAGUCGAGAUGGUGUACAACCGUUUAGAGUUACAGGAAACAUAACAGCUGGUCUACCUCCCUUCCGCCCACCACCUUUCAGUACAAAUGUUAAUGGCACCGAUGUGAGCUUCUCGGAAAUGAUACACACUGUGGGAGCCUCUUUGGCAUCAAUACCAAUGGUGGCUAUAUUGGAAGUGGUGGCAAUAGCAAAGGCAUUUUCUAAAGGUAAAAUUGUCAAUGCCUCUCAGGAGAUGAUCGCAUUGGGUAUGUGCAACAUCAUGGGAAGUUUUGUCUCUUCAAUGCCCGUCACAGGAUCGUUUACGCGGACUGCAGUCAAUAAUGCUAGCGGUGUGAAGACCCCUUUAGGUGGAGCGGUCACUGGAGCUUUGGUUCUUAUGGCUUUGGCAUUUCUGACUAAAACUUUUUACUUCAUUCCCAAGUGCACUUUGGCCUCGAUUAUAAUAGCGGCUAUGGUGUCAUUGGUGGAAUUGGAUAAAGUAAGGGAUACAUGGAAAGCAAAAAAAAAAGAUCUCUUCCCCUUUGUGGCCACUUUGAUACCUGCCAUGUUCUGGAGUUUGGAAUAUGGUAUUUUGUGUGGCAUUAUGGCCAAUAUCUCGUAUAUCCUCUAUAGUAGUGCCAAACCUCAAAUUUGGUUGAAUAAUGAAAAGAUUUUAGAGCGUGAGGUUGGCUUGGUCGAUGUAAAACAAAAACUGGAUUUUGCUUCAGCCGAAUAUCUUAAGGAGAAAGUUGUGAAAUUUGUAAAUCUUAAUGUCAGAGGCUCUAGGAAUUUGGUUGUUAUCAAAGGUCAAGAAAUUAAUUCCAUUGACUAUACGGUGGCUAUGAAUUUAAUAUCUCUUCGAGAAGACUUGAAAAUAUUAAACUGUGAUCUAAUCUGCUGGAAUUGGAAUGUGUCCUCAGCGGGUGUGGUCUGUCGAUUGGACAAUCAAAUGCGCGAUAUGUUUAGAUUUGAAAAAUCUUUGGAAGAAGUUGUCCAUGAAUAUCUUCAGACACAUUCCAAUACCUCAUCUGAGAAUAGUUUGUACACUUUAGCAUAAGUUCCUACUGCCACCAGCGCAAAAUGUUAUUAUAUGUACUUACAAUAUACAUAUGUAUGUAAAAUACAAA
Molecule: messenger RNA, 2165 nt
Organism: Stomoxys calcitrans (stable fly)
Lineage: Eukaryota; Metazoa; Arthropoda; Insecta; Diptera; Muscidae
Product: sodium-independent sulfate anion transporter
Exons: 10
Coding region: 257-2095 (612 amino acids)
Biological process (GO): transmembrane transport
Cellular component (GO): membrane
Molecular function (GO): sulfate transmembrane transporter activity
Source: RefSeq, a predicted model, not a curated record